This is a messenger RNA of Pocillopora damicornis (cauliflower coral), 688 nucleotides long. RefSeq names its product intermembrane lipid transfer protein VPS13C. The record is from RefSeq and is a predicted model, not a curated record. Gene Ontology annotation, biological process: protein targeting to vacuole; protein retention in Golgi apparatus. NCBI's taxonomy places the organism in Eukaryota, Metazoa, Cnidaria, Anthozoa, Scleractinia, Pocilloporidae.
AGCAAUGGCCUGACCGUGUGAUACCAAAUUAAGUCAUGGUUAGUCCCUAUUUCGUGCCGAAAAUGAAUUAGUUCAUAUAAGAAUCAUGGUGUUCGAGUCGUAUGUUGUCGAUCUUUUGAACAAGUUCGCCGGCCAGUACUUGGAGAAUCUCGAUACUUCCCAGUUGAGGCUUGGGAUCUGGGGAGGAGAUGUCCAACUGGAAAAUUUGAUUCUCAAGGAAAGCGCCUUAGAUGACCUUGCUUUGCCAGUUAAAGUUCUACGUGGUCAUUUAGGUAAACUGGUGCUGAAGAUACCCUGGAAGAAUUUGUACUCAGAACCUGUUGUUGCUCAAGUAGAUGGACUUUACUUACUUGUCAGACCAAGUACUGAUGUUAAGUACAAUGCUGAGAAAGAGGAAAAAGCCAAACAGGAGAGAAAGCAAAGACAGCUGGAAGCAGUGGAGCUCACUUGGCAGAUUGAAGUGGAAAAGAAAAAGGAGAAUGUAUUGGGGAAGGUUGUGGGGCCUUGUGGAUCCACAGAUGAAAAUUGGAAACCUUCAAUUGUUGGUAAAAAAGUAAAAAUUGUACACAAGGUCAGAGCUAAAACAAAAGGCAUGUUAAAACGGCAGUCAGACGAUACGAAAAUUUUUACGCCCAGCCCAGAAGUGGCUCAGUGGCUGGUUGGAAAAAUCAAAGAGGCUCGGUCUUAA